AUCAACAAGAGAGGGAGAUUGGCAAAUGCACCAGUAAUAUGUAUUGAUGGUAGCAGAAUCUGGAGAGCUGUAGUGCCUUUGAUUUGCUUUGAGAUUGUGGAGUUUCAAUUCCCAGAUCGUGUUAUGAGACAAUUUGGUAUAUCACAGCAUAUACCGACUCCAGUGGAUACGAAUGAUACUUUACAUAAUCUAAAUAGGAGAGGGCGGGAUAAUGUCGAUUGGGUGGUCAAAAACGCUACAUGGUUGGCAUAUUGGGAUGAUAGACUAGCUCAUAUCGCGCAGGAGCGAUUCCCUCGCACGAGCGUCGGCGAGUAUAUGCAUUGGUAUUACUCGAUCACCCGACGGAUUAUUAGUGCUCCAUCGACUGAUAGGCCACAAAGAAAUUUGGAUUAUGCGCAACGGGGGAGUCGGAUACGACGAGUGGCUGCUUUGGCAUUAGAGGGAGCAAAAAAAGCUGUUUCUGCAUUGCGUGAUGCUCUUAAUGAUUCUACUGCUGCCAUUGCAAAUAAUUGGUUGGGAAAUUAUCGUGACAUUCUAGACGAGGUUGGUGAGGGACAUCGAUUUGAAGAAGUUAUAGGCUCUGAUGUUCAAGCUACGGCCCAGCAUGGUGGUAGAAAUCCUCUUGGUCAAUCACACAGAUGUGGUCACAUUUCCCGGGCAACUGACUUUACCAUGCAUACAUCCCAGUUGACGCAAGAUGAUGUUGGUCCAUCCACUACUCCUACUGAAUGGAGUAGGCACAUGAAUAUAUGA
Tripterygium wilfordii is the source of this 753-nucleotide messenger RNA. Its product is annotated as serine/threonine-protein phosphatase 7 long form homolog. The record is from RefSeq and is a predicted model, not a curated record. Lineage: Eukaryota; Viridiplantae; Streptophyta; Magnoliopsida; Celastrales; Celastraceae. The transcript has 3 exons. Bases 124 to 753 code for a protein of 209 amino acids.